Messenger RNA from Peronospora matthiolae, 786 nucleotides. The record is from the annotation of a GenBank genome assembly. NCBI's taxonomy places the organism in Eukaryota, Oomycota, Peronosporomycetes, Peronosporales, Peronosporaceae.
AUGCACUCGCGUCGACCCGAGACUUUGAAGAUUGACAUCUCUAAGUCUAGGGGAGUCGAAGAGGACUCCCUCUUGAGAUGGUUCGUCGAAUUGGAUGACGCCAUAAGGGCGCGUCGCAUCGACGAAGGGGAAAUGCAAGUUGCAUUUGCCCAGUCAAAUCUGGAAGGACGUGCCAAGACUUGGGCACUGGGGCUCAAGUUGCACGACCCAUAUGCGUUUGGGUCGUUGGAAGUCUUCAAGUCGCGGCUCAGACAAACGUUUGAACCGCCUAGAGCUGAGUUCAGAGCUCGAACUGAACUCUUGAAGCUCAAGCAGGGUAAACGUGAUGUGCACGAUUACGCGCAACAUAUACGACAUCUUACGAGUUGUAUAAGUUCCAAUCCGGUGGAUGAACACACGUUGGUUUCGGUGUUCAUGCAGGGUCUUGCGGAUGGUCCCGUCAAGACUCACCUGUUCCGACUUGAACUAGAUUCACUAGAACAAGCCAUUUCCAUUGCGGAACAGGAAGACUUCAGUCUGAGACAGGCUUGCGCAAGCUCGACAUCAUAUCGUCAACCGAGACGAUAUGACAGCGGAGGUCCAGAGCCGAUGGAACUCUGUUAUGUAGAGAGCGAGAAGGCUCUCUCUACAGACUACAAGAAGUUGCAGAAAUGCAACAGAUGCCAGAAGACAGGACACUACGCUUACGAGUGUAGUGCCCCUCAUCCAGUGUCUCGCAACACUGGGCGUAGUGACCGUCCACCCACGAGAAAGGGGCAGGGACGCGGGUCCGCUGUUGGUGCAUAG